Suillus subalutaceus is the source of this 414-nucleotide messenger RNA. RefSeq lists its product as uncharacterized. The record is from RefSeq and is a predicted model, not a curated record. The transcript has 5 exons. NCBI's taxonomy places the organism in Eukaryota, Fungi, Basidiomycota, Agaricomycetes, Boletales, Suillaceae. The coding region runs from base 100 to 312 and encodes 70 amino acids.
CGCGAAGAUACUUGACUAUAUAAAGUCACAAACUAAGUACAUCAUGACGCUGGUAGACCCUUAGAGACAACAUCUUUUUAAUAACAAGCGGUGAACUAAAUGUUAUCCUGCGUCCUCCUGGUGCUCCUGCCAGUCUUGCGUAGCAAACACUGUUUGAUUUAUUUCCGACGUUUUGAUGAGCUAUUAGCGGUGUCCGAUUCGAGUACGCUGUUGCUAUUGAUCAGACACUCGUCCACAGUUCGCUUUCUGGAUGUGCCAACAGCGGUGUUGGGCCUUGGAGAGGGAAAGGGUGGCCGAAGCUUCCGUUGUUGAGUGCCGGGAAUUGGGACCGAUGGCUGGCAACCGUUUAUGUUGAAGGCUCAAACUAUUAGGCAAUAACCUUUGCAAGUUUCUGCCCCUCGGAUAAAAUAUCAA